Molecule: messenger RNA, 807 nt
Organism: Aureococcus anophagefferens
Lineage: Eukaryota; Pelagophyceae; Pelagomonadales; Pelagomonadaceae
Exons: 2
Source: RefSeq, a predicted model, not a curated record
AUGUCAUCUGAGAUCCUCAUUCCUCGAUCGUGGGAACCAACGCAACCGCUCUGGGUGCCCGAGACGCGUCUGUCGUUGCGGCAGUCGAUUGCCUCGUUCGCGCCGCGUGCUUCCGCGGUCCCGAAGGUGAACGUGUUGCUAGUCGGCGGGCCCGGCGCGGGGAAGUCGAGCCUGGUCAACAGCAUCUACAGCGCGCUGGAGGGGGAGAUGGUCCGCCUCGCGGCGCGCGGGACGGGCGCUGGCACCAUCACGACGCGCUUCACCAAGUACGACUUCGAAGACCUCGCGCCCGCCGUCGCUAUCUGGGACAGCGCGGGCUGGACCGAGGACACCUACAAGCACGGCGCGUUGAAUCAUGUUCUCGGGGGGCACCUGCCCGACGGCUUCGAGCUCGACCAGCGGCACAUCGACGACCGAUCGCCCGGAUUCCGCCCGAGCCCUGUCGCCGGGGACUACAUGCACGUCGUUUUGAUCGCCGUUCCGUACGAGGAGCUGUCCAACGAGAGCUACCUCGCGCGGGCCCGUUCCGGCGCGCGCGACUUUCGCGACCACGCGCGAGCUCGCGGCUUGACGCCUCUCGUGCUGCUGACCAAGGUCGAUCAAGGGUCGGAGGAAGUGGCCGCGGAUCUCAAGACCCUGUUUCUCUCCGACGAGAUCCGUGAAGCCGUUCUCUCAGUGGCGGACGAUCUCGGGGUCCCGGCCCAGGACGUCAUUCCCAUAAAGAGCUACUCGCACGAGACUACUCCAACCUGCGUCAUUGAUAUCCUCGUUCUCCGCGCGCUGAGCACGGCGCUCUCCGUCGCAAAC